Elephantulus edwardii (Cape elephant shrew) is the source of this 2453-nucleotide messenger RNA. RefSeq names its product leucine rich repeat containing 8 family, member C (gene LRRC8C). Bases 1 to 2412 code for a protein of 803 amino acids. The record is from RefSeq and is a predicted model, not a curated record. The transcript has 2 exons. Lineage: Eukaryota; Metazoa; Chordata; Mammalia; Macroscelidea; Macroscelididae. Gene Ontology annotation, molecular function: protein binding.
AUGAUUCCUGUGACAGAAUUCCGGCAGUUCUCUGAGCAGCAGCCUGCUUUCCGGGUGCUGAAGCCAUGGUGGGAUGUGUUUACCGAUUACCUCUCAGUGGCCAUGCUGAUGAUUGGUGUAUUCGGGUGUACUUUACAGGUCAUGCAGGAUAAGAUCAUCUGCCUUCCGAAAAGAGUGCAGCCAUCACAGAACCAUUCUUCCAUUUCAAAUGUCUCCCAUGCACUUCCCAGUACCACCCCAUUGCCUCCACCCAAGCCAUCUGCUGCUAACCCUGCCACUGUGGAAAUGAAAGGGUUGAAGACCGAUCUAGACCUUCAGCAGUACAGUUUUAUAAACCAGAUGUGUUAUGAGCGAGCCCUCCACUGGUAUGCCAAGUAUUUCCCUUACCUCGUCCUCAUCCACACCCUGGUCUUCAUGCUCUGCAGUAACUUUUGGUUUAAAUUUCCUGGAUCCAGCUCUAAAAUAGAACAUUUUAUCUCAAUCCUGGGCAAGUGUUUUGACUCUCCCUGGACCACACGGGCUUUGUCUGAAGUGUCAGGGGAAGACUCAGAAGAAAAGGACAACAGAAAGAACAACAUGAACAGAUCCAACACCAUCCAGUCUGGCCCAGAAGGCAGCUUAGUCAACUCUCAGUCUUUAAAGUCAAUCCCUGAGAAGUUUGUGGUUGACAAGUCCACGGCAGGGGCCCUGGAUAAAAAGGAAGGUGAGCAAGCCAAGGCCUUAUUUGAGAAGGUGAAGAAGUUCAGGCUGCACGUGGAAGAGGGUGAUAUCCUGUAUGCCAUGUAUGUUCGCCAGACUGUACUCAAGGUUAUCAAAUUCCUGAUCAUCAUUGCAUAUAACAGCGCUCUGGUUUCCAAAGUUCAGUUUACAGUGGACUGUAACGUUGACAUCCAAGACAUGACUGGAUACAGGAACUUUUCUUGCAACCAUACCAUGGCACACUUGUUCUCAAAACUUUCCUUUUGCUACCUGUGCUUUGUAUCUAUAUAUGGAUUGACGUGCCUUUAUACCUUAUACUGGCUGUUCUACCGUUCUCUAAGGGAGUAUUCUUUUGAAUAUGUCCGGCAAGAGACUGGAAUUGAUGACAUUCCAGACGUGAAAAAUGACUUUGCUUUUAUGCUUCAUAUGAUAGAUCAGUAUGACCCUCUCUACUCCAAGAGAUUUGCAGUGUUCCUAUCUGAAGUCAGUGAAAACAAAUUAAAGCAGUUGAAUUUAAAUAAUGAGUGGACUGCUGAUAAACUGAGGCAAAAGCUGCAGACAAAUGCUCAUAACCGACUGGAAUUGCCUCUUAUCAUGCUCUCUGGCCUUCCAGACACUGUUUUUGAAAUCACAGAGCUCCAGUCUCUAAAACUUGAAAUCAUUAAGAAUGUAAUGAUCCCAGCCACGAUUGCACAGCUCGACAAUCUGCAGGAGCUCUCCUUGCACCAGUGCUCUGUCAAAAUCCACAGUGCAGCCCUGUCUUUCCUGAAGGAGAACCUCAAGGUCUUGAGUGUCAAGUUUGACGACAUGAGGGAGCUGCCGCCCUGGAUGUACGGACUCCGGAAUCUGGAAGAGCUCUACCUAGUGGGCUCCCUGAGUCACGAUAUUUCCAGAAAUGUUACCCUUGAGUCCCUGCGGGAUCUCAAAAGCCUUAAAAUUCUCUCCAUCAAAAGCAAUGUGUCCAAAAUUCCUCAGGCGGUGGUCGAUGUUUCCAGCCAUCUCCAGAAGAUGUGCAUACAUAACGAUGGCACGAAGCUGGUGAUGCUCAACAACUUGAAGAAGAUGGUCAAUCUGACAGAGCUUGAACUGGUCCACUGUGACCUGGAGCGAAUUCCCCAUGCUGUCUUCAGCCUGCUUAGCCUUCAGGAACUGGACCUGAAAGAAAAUAAUCUGAAGUCCAUAGAAGAAAUUGUUAGCUUUCAGCAUCUACGGAAAUUGACAGUGCUAAAACUGUGGCAUAACAGCAUCACCUAUAUCCCAGAACACAUAAAGAAACUCACCAGCCUAGAGCGUCUGUCUUUCAGUCACAACAAAAUAGAGGUGCUGCCUUCACACCUCUUCUUAUGCAACAAAAUCCGAUACUUGGAUUUAUCCUACAAUGACAUUCGAUUUAUCCCACCCGAAAUAGGAGUUCUACAGAGUUUACAGUAUUUUUCCAUCACUUGUAACAAAGUGGAGAGCCUCCCAGAUGAACUUUAUUUCUGCAAGAAACUGAAAACUCUUAAGAUUGGGAAAAACAGCCUAUCCGUACUUUCGCCAAAAAUUGGAAACUUAGUUUUCCUCUCCUACUUAGACGUUAAAGGCAAUCACUUUGAAAUCCUCCCCCCUGAACUGGGUGACUGUCGCUCUCUGAAGCGAGCUGGUUUAGUUGUUGAAGAUGCUUUAUUUGAAACUCUGCCUUCUGAUAUCCGGGAGCAAAUGAAAACUGAAUAACUUAUUUUUUCUUUAAAGUUUGACUGAAACAUGCUACUACC